AUGCCUCUGGCCUCGGCCCUCCUGCUGCUGUUGGGCCUGAGCGCCCACGGAGGCGGGGGCUGCCUUCAGUGUGACCUGUCCGUGCGGAAGGCCCUGGGCCAGCUUGCUUGGCGCUUCCAUCCGGAGCUGCUGCAGGCCCGUGCCCAGGCCGUGCUGCUGGGCAUGGAGAGGCCUUUCUUCCGGGACUACGCUGUGAACGCGUUUGCUGGGAAAGUAGGGAGAGAUCACCUAGAACCUGUGGCGUCUUUUAUCAAGAACCAAACAAGCCACUUAAUGGUUAAUUCUUUAAGAGAUGGGCCUCUGCUGGAUGAGCUGGUGGCUCUCAGGGAGAGAGUGAUCAAGGAACUCAAGAAAGUUUUAAAAUCGUAUGAACUGAAAGCCUGCCACCACAAAAUUUGCCGCUUGCUAAAAGAAGUCUUAGACUGUUUACAUUGCCAGAAGAUCAGUCCCAAGUGUAUCAAAAGAAAGCACUGUUUUGUUGACAGGCAGCCCCGCAUGACCCUGCAGUACCAGAAGGAGGAGGAGAACCUGCAGAAAGGUGGUGCUGUCAUUUCCAUUUUUCUGGCUGUUUUUGCCUUCGGGGUCAUCGUGGCCUCGGCUAUUAUGUACAGGCAAAACCGAAAACUCCUGCUGCAGUAAGGCGGUGGUUUGGGGGUCUGUAAGGG
Ailuropoda melanoleuca (giant panda) is the source of this 665-nucleotide messenger RNA. RefSeq names its product IZUMO family member 2 (gene IZUMO2). Lineage: Eukaryota; Metazoa; Chordata; Mammalia; Carnivora; Ursidae. The record is from RefSeq and is a predicted model, not a curated record.